Messenger RNA from Schistocerca gregaria, 3256 nucleotides. RefSeq names its product uracil phosphoribosyltransferase homolog. The record is from RefSeq and is a predicted model, not a curated record. NCBI's taxonomy places the organism in Eukaryota, Metazoa, Arthropoda, Insecta, Orthoptera, Acrididae. The transcript is spliced from 6 exons. Bases 149 to 835 code for a protein of 228 amino acids.
AUUCGCACCGCGAAUUGCAAUGUGGAUGUACGACAGUGUGGAUCACAAGAUUUUUUUCGGUAUUUACGUAGGCGCUUACAAGAGCCUGUAAAGUGCUGCUCUCAUCGUAAUCAGAUUACAAGAGAACAAUAUUAUCCGUCGCAAUAUUAUGGGAAGUGCCGGUGAAUUAAGUGGUUUAAUCAGUAGAUUACCUGAACAUAAAAAUGAAAUAAAAGAAGAUUACGGUCCAAAUUUGAAGAUACUGCCGAACAAUGAUCAAGUGAAGGAAUUGCAGACAAUACUGCGAGACAGAAAUACCUCCAGAAGUGAUUUCAAAUUUUAUGCAGAUCGCUUAAUCCGGCUCGUAAUUGAAGAAAGCCUGAAUCAGUUACCAUUCACGAAAUGUGUUGUCACGACACCGACAGGGGCCAAGUACGAAGGACUAAAGUAUCAGAAAGGAAACUGUGGAGUUAGUAUAGUAAGGAGCGGAGAAGCUAUGGAACAGGGGCUUCGCGAUUGUUGCCGUUCAAUUCGAAUUGGGAAGAUACUGGUAGAAUCGGAUGCAGAAACUCACGAAGCUCGUGUGGUGUAUGCGCGCUUUCCAGAGGACAUCGCAGAUAGAAAAGUUCUUGUGAUGUAUCCUAUCAUGAGUACAGGGAACACGGUGAUUAAAGCAGUUGCUGUCCUCAGGGAACACCAUGUACCAGAGGAAAAUAUAAUUCUCUCAAAUCUAUUCUGCACGCCAUUUGCAGCGAAACUAGUGACUGCAGCAUACCCACAGAUGAAGAUAUUAACAUCAGAAAUACAUGCUGUGGCUCCAAACCAUUUUGGUCAAAAAUACUUUGGCACUGAUUGAAAAAUCACAGAUAUCCUCAAAUUAGAAGUGCUGUAAUGAAAGCGAAAAUUCGGCGAUACAUGUCAUCUUAAACAUUGUCUUCUGGGAGAAUACUGCGAAGUAUUCUUGAAUGAAUUUUUCAAAUAGUAUUGUGUUCUUUAACGAUACAAUUUAUUCGAGAAAGUGAUUUUCCUGUAAAUUUAGUAAGGUUGAUUACUGGUGAGUCAGUUGUUUUAGUUUCCUAUGAAAAUAGCACAACAUAUUUUUACAGUGUGUAAGUUUCCAAAGAAUAAUGAAUCGUUUUUUAUUUAGUAUUUCCAUAGAGUGUUAAUUUUCUGUUUUUAGACCUGUCUCUCCAAAUUAAUGGUACUUAUUAGAUGUGUGUGCCCUGCACCACAUUUUUCCAGUAUUGAUUGUAUACUUACAUAACACAGUAAUUAACUAUUAUGUUAAACAUAUUUUUAAUGUCAAAACAUGAGCUUAAAUCUGUUCUUAGUUAGUACACAUGCUUAUUAGCAGUAGAAGAAGCUACCAAGAUACAGUGAAAAGCAAACCUAAGGUUCUAUGUUUUUAUAUUUGUUGCUUUUUUCAUUACCAGUCUCCAUUCAAAAUUGAGCUGAAAUCACACCAGUGGAGACAUGAGAUGAAUAGUUUCAUCAAAACUUGAAACAAGAAAAUCAAGUAUUGAAUGAAACUAUAAGUUUUCAACACAACGGCUGCAGCAUGCAUUAGUUGACACAACGGCUGCAGCAUGCAUAGUUGUGAAUGUUUCACCACCAGGCCACAGUGUCAUGCGUGUGGCUUUGCUUUUGCUGCCGGCAGCCUUGUGGCAGUCAGCAAGUUAAGCAAGUGUUUCAAUUUUUUUGUCAUCAUUGUUUUCUCAAGAGAAAGAUGUUACAUGUGUACUAGUACAUUAUCACUACUAUUUAGAAUAGACACGUACGUUAAUUUAUAACUGCAUUUUUAGAUUUUAUCAGCUGAUGUUUAUACUUAUUAUUGUGAAUGUAAUAUGGGUAUUCCUUUUGGCUAGUUGUCCAAGUCUUUAAUAAUCUUUAUUGAUGUACAUUGUGGCUUUUUAUGUGUCAUGUUAAGUGUCAGGCUAUCAAUCCAAAGGUUUGGUGUUUAAUGUCUGUCUGGUUCAGGAAUUCCAAAUGGUACUUAAUAUGUUCACCUGUGAUGAUACUCUGUGUGAUGAAAGAGUAAAUAUUGUGCUGCUAAAUGAGCAUGUUCCUAAUUCAGAGCAAGGCUAGGGCUUGCUCCCAAUAACAUGCAUAUAAUGCCAAGUGAUUUUUUUCCAGUUGCCCUUUAGUAUGUUACUAAUUUAUAUCACUUCUGUAUUUAUCGAAUUUCGUAUAUUACAAUUCUGCUUAAAACUAGGUGGCUGAUGAGAUCAGAAGGGCUAUAUGUCCCUUAUACCGGUGAACCAGUUUAAAUAUAACAAACAUUUUAUAAUGAGAAGCAUUAGUUGAAACUGAGUUGUGAUAACUUAAGUUUGUACCUGCUGUUGCUAAUGGUAUUCUAGUAACUUAGUAAGAAUUAAACAGAAAUUCAUAGUUGUGGUGAUCUUUUACAUGAAGAAAUUAAAACUAGUCAGGCAGAUUUUGUCAGUGUCAGGAUGUGUAGUAAUUACUGCAGGGUACUGAUGUUGUUAACUGCAAUUUACUAGUGGACUGCUAAAUUAUAGUGAAAUGUCUUUUGGUAUAAGAACUCUGCGAUGAUUAUGGAAAUAUGAAUCUCUUGAUUCAGUUUAAAUACUAGUCGUGUGUCCAAAAAUUUUACUUCCUAUUUUGCCUCUUUUUGUGUAAAAAUCAUUGUACAGGCAUAUUCAGUUUUAAUUCUAACUUAGUAUUUAUUGGUUAAUUUUGUUCCUGAAAGAGCUAAUUCUUAAUGUUAAAUUUGCUUUUGAAAUUCUGAUAUCGCCAUUGUUACAUGUACACAGUUUUUUAGAAUUAUCUUAAUUUGCAGAUGACUAGAAUUUCUUUACUUUAUUAAUUGUACUUAUAUGUAAUUCUAGUUCAACAUGUGAUAAAUUAUGUUUGAUAGCCAUUGUUCCUGAAGCAGUUGAUUAUUAAUGUUAAAAUCACAGUUUGAAAUUUCAGAGCCUUCCAUUGUAAUGCAUUUAUGUCAUAGUGUUGUGGGAUAUUUUCAUGAGUUGAAGGUGACUACUUGUUUCAGCAUAUGAAUUUCACUUAUGUAUCUGAUCUUUAACUGUUCUGAUGGUGUGAUUCUCUUCGAAUAUGUGAUAACUUGAUAGUCAUACUUCUUUUGAGAGUUCAGAUGUAUAUGUCUAUUGAGACAGUGGUUUAAAGGUACACUUAUGUGAAAGUAAACACAUUUAAAAUUUUUCUUUAUUCUUACACAUUUGAAACUUCAUAAAUACUUGUCAUGUUGCUAAAUGUUUGUACCUGUAUUGUGUAAUAAAGUUAUACAAUGUUUGUUAAU